Ustilaginoidea virens is the source of this 249-nucleotide messenger RNA. RefSeq lists its product as uncharacterized. Lineage: Eukaryota; Fungi; Ascomycota; Sordariomycetes; Hypocreales; Clavicipitaceae. The record is from RefSeq and is a predicted model, not a curated record. The transcript has 2 exons. Bases 1 to 249 code for a protein of 82 amino acids.
AUGGCCUCGAAAUCCACCAAGUCCAUUUCCUCUCUCGAUCCCGAGAACGGUUCGGUCAAGGACAGCACCACCAGACGACCACCUGAUGUGCAGCACAACAAUGACCCUGCUCAGCAGGCCACCAACCCAAUGUUGACUCGCUGGGUGUACGAGACACGCCUCGAGGAGCUUCCACUCGUCGACCGAAUGCUUCAGAAGAACGCAGGAACACAAAAGAAGAAAGAGAGCAGGGGGGAAUCCAGGUCUUGA